Cyclospora cayetanensis is the source of this 1800-nucleotide messenger RNA. RefSeq lists its product as uncharacterized. Bases 1 to 1800 code for a protein of 599 amino acids. Lineage: Eukaryota; Apicomplexa; Conoidasida; Eucoccidiorida; Eimeriidae. The record is from RefSeq and is a predicted model, not a curated record. The transcript is spliced from 6 exons.
AUGAAGGGCCCCUUGCAGACGGCUCUCCUCGGGUUGGCAGCGGCUCGCAGCAGCACUGCAGACUUCCGGAGAGAGGCGCAGCGCGUGCUCGACGCCUUUGACUUAGAGGCCAGCAGCGACGCCAACAGCGUAGUCUUCUGGGUAAAGACUCAACAGAUCGCUGCCAACGCAGCGCUCCAGCAGCUGCAGCGCUGUCUCCCUCCACAGCAACUCCCGCAGCGGAAAGGAACGCCUGCGCUCGCAGCCAAUGACAGCCUCCUGCUCCUCGCCAUCGUCAGCAGAGCUCACACUCGCCUUGGCCUUCUCCUGGAAGGGGCCUCAAAAGCACAAGAAUGCGAAGAAGCCGCAGAGGGGCCCCUUGAUGACGCCAUCCACGCGGUGCUCAUUAUGCUGCAGCAUGUGAACAGCAAGAACCGCGCAGCCUUAGAAAACUAUGCACAGGCAACGCACAAGGGCAUCCACCACAUCGUUGCAGCUGCCGAAGAAUGGGAAAAAAGCUGCUACAGAGUCUUGGAACUGCUUACUCGACACGUCAAAUUAAUUGCACAUCUUCCAGAAGCACGGAAAGGUGCCUUGUGGCAGCUUCUCACGGGGAUGGAGGAAGGAAGCCUUCCCCAGAAAUGCGCUGUCAUUGCUGCUUCCUUGUGCCUCAUCCCUUCCUUCAAGUCCGCAACAGCUGCACACAUCAAGCGAACGCUGAGGCGGUUGCUGGUGCAACUGCGCGACUGCUGUCUUGGCGAAGAGUUGCCUGCACAAGUCACCACCAACUUAGCGCUGAUAGAGGCACUGCUGCUGCUGCUGCUGCGUCUCUCUCUCGCGUUUCCUUUAGCCUUCCGCAGCCAGUUGUUUCUCUGCUGCAUCCCACAGCUCCGUCAGAAGGCGAGACACGAUACCGAACAUCAGGCCUUACUUGAGGAAACUCAUAGGAUGAGGAAUUCUCACCUGCAGAUGGAGGGGGAGCAGCAACAGCGACAGCAAGAGCAGCACCAGCAACAGCUGCAAGAGCAACGGCAGCACCAGCAACAGCUGCUGCCGCAGGAGCAGCCACCACAAGAGCAGCUCAGGCUGCAGCAAAAACAAUAUGGCGAUCCUCAGCGUGCAGACCAUUGGCUCCAACCUACACUGGAUAGUCCUUUUCCUCUCUCGAGGAAAAUGCUCCAGCAGCAGGAGCAGCGUCAGCAGCAGGAGCAGCAAUAUCAGCACCAGCAACAGCAUCAGCAUCAGCUUCAGGAGCAGCCAUCAGCAGCAUCAGCAGUAUCACCGUCAGCAAUAUCACCGUUGGAAUGGCAGCCUCUUGCGCUGGUUGUACUGCAGAGACUUUCCCGCCUCUCGGUGCUUCGCUUGUUCUCCACCAAAGGACGAAGCACACUGCUGCAACUUUGCCGUCUUUCACUUCGCUGCUUAAGAGCGCCUUCACUCUUCGCCCCUCUCCCUGUAGCAAAACUCAUCUCCCCUUCUGCAGAACCCUUUCGUGAGCUUCUGCGCAAUUUAAUUACCUCCAUACCCCUACUCUUGGAGGAAGAGGCGGAGAGUCCUCUAACACCUCAAGGAGCAACUUCUUGGCGACUCAGAGGUCGACUAAAAGUUCACGCUGCAGUGACGCUCAGUUCAGCGCUGAACGCUCUCGACUCAUCUAAUGGAGAGUCUGCUUUGCAGUAUGCCUCUGCACACUUCCAUCCUCAAUCGUCGCCGCGAAGGAAGCUUCCAGAGUCGCCCAUAAAAACACAAGAAGUGCUGGCAAGUGCCGCCUCGUUCGGACUGUCUGGAGGCUGCAGAGAGAUGGAAAGAAAAAAGGAUUGA